Messenger RNA from Drosophila miranda, 2329 nucleotides. RefSeq lists its product as uncharacterized. The coding region runs from base 1 to 1998 and encodes 665 amino acids. The transcript has 5 exons. Lineage: Eukaryota; Metazoa; Arthropoda; Insecta; Diptera; Drosophilidae. The record is from RefSeq and is a predicted model, not a curated record.
AUGAGGGCUCCUCUGGCUAAUGAGGAUGCAUAUUGGCACGAUCCGGCGCUACCUUUAAAGCCCGAUAAGCUCGAAUCGAUAGCCAAAUGGCUAAGCUCGCUGCCCACAAAAAUACAGAGCACAUGGCAGCAGCUGGAGCAGCCUGAGGCUCUUGACCAGGGCCGGGCUUUACUCGAUCAUCCUCUGAAUGAUGCCGAUGCCGAUGCCUUUUCACUCUCUGCUAGUGAAAACACAAACACUGGCACUGCCAUACACGAUUGGGGAAUAGGACCACAGGCCCAGGAAGCAGAGGCCACUCAGCGUGCCAGAAUGAACUUCACCCGCCGUCCCCGACGCAAGAUAGGCUCCAUUGCGGCAAAGGAUUUGAUGAAAAUGGAAAGUCCCAUGCCGCAACCGCAACCGUUGCCAUACAACUAUUAUUGCAGUGCUCCAGCACCUCAGGCUCCGGCUCCAUCUACUUAUUCGGCUCCUGGUCCGAAUCCGAUUAUACUAUCGGCUAUUCCAUCCUUUGCUCCUGAGGCAUUGGCUUCAAAUCCAGGGUUAUUGCCCAUAGAAGUGCUUUUGGUGCCUGAACGGAUUGAUAUUCCAAAGAAUGUUAUAACAUCCCAGGGAUGGGAGGAGGGAUGGAACCUCAGUCAGGGGGAUUUGGCCAGGGAUAUAAUGCACAGCCGCCCGCUCCUCAAUAUGGACUUGGAGGACAACAACCAACAGGCAAUUGGAAUUGAUAUUGAAAUUGACAAAGAAGACCCAGACACACAUGGCACAGUUCACAGUGCAAUCAAGUCUCUCCCAACUGCGGCUCCUCCAGGACAAUCGAGUUCUUCGACAGUGGCUCGGCAUCAGCUCUUUAGCCGGCGGCCAGCCAAUGAAGCCCACCCAAAGCCGGACCUCAACUUUGCGCCGUCGAGCGUGAAAAAGUUGUAUCAACUGAUAUGCUCGCAGUACUCGGACUAUGCCUUUAUCUAUGCCCUGAGCGCCCAGCUUAGCCAGGAGUGCGUACCCAUGGACUGUUACGUCUACUUGAAGAUGGUCCUGCUGGCCAGCAUUGCGUCCAUCGAGCCGGACGAGUUGCGGUCCCCCAUCUCGCUGUGCAUCAUUGCCACCGACAGCACCAUGGCCAAUCGUCUGAUGUCCAGUGUGGGUCAGUUGGCGCCACGUUUCCUGGGCCCGCACGAGGGCGGUCUGCAGGCCACGCACUCGGCACUGCCCGUGCGCUACAAUUGGGUGGUGGCCAGUCCCCUGCUGAUGGCCCAACAGGGCGUUUACUAUGUCGGUGACUGGACGCGUCUGUCCCGCGAGCAUGGCGAACAGCUGGAGAAGGCUAUCGAGAACGGAGCGGUGCCCGUGCCGCAGACCCAGGGCGAGCAGCCACUCGAGACCGCCAUUUGGACGCACUGGCAACCGGAGAAUGCCACCAAUCAGACAGUGGCCUUUGCCAAACUGUGCCCUAUCUUUGGCCUGCCCAUUUACAUGGGGGAGAAGGUGAGCGACAGCCUGUGGGGUUUUCUGCUCCAGCUGCACAGCGAGGACGGCCAGAAGACGGAGCAGGAUGGACUGAACGUACCUGAAGAGGAUUUGCGCAUGCUCCUCGGCUUGCUGCACAAGCGCAAGGUGGUCUUUGGGGAUGAGGCCCAAUGCUUGCUGCAAAAAUACUAUGUGAUCUCACGCAAGCAGCGACCAAGUGUCUUGUUCUUUGCCACGUAUAUUGUGCUGAAACAGUUCGCCGAGUCGUUUGCCAAGCUGGCGAUGCGGUUGGAAGUCCUCGAAGCGGAUGUGAUCGUAGCCAUUUUUCAUUGCGAGCACUUUGUGCAGAAAAUAUUUGGUGCCCAAGAGAUGCCCGCACCAUCAAUGGAGACAUUCAGUGUGAUUUCCCACAUUGAUCCGUACAUGGAUGAGUUCACACGCUGGCUGUUGAACUACCUCGAUCGAUAUGGCGAGGAACAGCUGGGCAUUCAAGUCAAGCGCCGCAGUACCGGCAGCUGGGACCAAAUGGAAUAACACAACACUCAGUUAACUAUAAGUUUUCUAUUUUUUGGUUUAUUUUGUAUUUUUUUUUUGUAACUCGUAAGGCGCUCAAAGCAAACAAACAACUGCGAUGUGGUCUUACGCAUAUUAACCAGUUGUGAUUCAUCACCAUGUCGUUGGUGGCUCUAAGUGGUACAUUACCUUAUUACCUUUAGAAAAGGUACGAGAAAUGAAGCCAGGCAAAAGAAAUGCCAUGCCACUAACCGUUUUACUUUCAUACAUCUAUUAUUCCAAAUAUUCAAACAAACCAAAAAUGUAAUCACCAAAUAGGCAAAAAUAUAACAAUAAAUGUUUGGACAAUCCA